Messenger RNA from Nothoprocta perdicaria, 4991 nucleotides. RefSeq names its product synaptic vesicle glycoprotein 2C (gene SV2C). The record is from RefSeq and is a predicted model, not a curated record. Lineage: Eukaryota; Metazoa; Chordata; Aves; Tinamiformes; Tinamidae. The coding region runs from base 149 to 2338 and encodes 729 amino acids. Gene Ontology annotation, cellular component: membrane. Gene Ontology annotation, biological process: chemical synaptic transmission; transmembrane transport. Gene Ontology annotation, molecular function: transmembrane transporter activity. The transcript is spliced from 13 exons.
CAGGCGCACGGAAAAGCAAGCUUGCACCGUCCUAGCGGUGCUCCAUUAGAGCUUCGUAUGUUCUUGGGCUUUUCAUAUUGAUGUCCUACGCAACGUAGAUACUCCAAGCAGUUCUGUCAGGCCUGUCUGCAGUAAUCUUUGGUGCAAGAUGGAAGAAUCCUACAAAGACAGGACUUCACUAGUGAAAGGGGCAAAAGAUAUUGCCAAAGAAGUGAAGAGACAGGCUGUCAAAAAAGUGAAUAAAGCAGUUGACAAAGCUCAGGAUGGCUACACCCAGAGGUCCUAUAGCCGAUUCCAGGAUGAGGAAGAUGAUGAGGAUGAUGAUUACUAUGUCCGAGGAGGAAAUUACGGUGUAGAAGCUAAUGACGAUGAAGGAUCAAGUGAAGCAACUGAAGGACAUGAUGAAGAUGAUGAAAUUUAUGAAGGGGAAUAUCAGGGAAUCCCCAACAUGAGUCAGGGCAAGGACGGCAUGGUGGCCUUAGGGCAGCCGAUGCGUGAUGAAUAUAAGGAUCGCCAUGAACUGGAAACAGAGAGGAAAGCUGACGAAGAAGAGCUGGCCCAGCAGUAUGAGCUGAUAAUCCAAGAAUGUGGCCACGGCCGUUUCCAGUGGGCCCUCUUCUUUGUCUUGGGAAUGGCCCUAAUGGCUGAUGGUGUCGAAGUGUUUGUGGUUGGAUUUGUGCUGCCCAGCGCUGAGACAGAUAUGUGCAUACCCAACUCGGGGUCCGGAUGGCUUGGUAGCAUAGUGUACCUUGGGAUGAUGGUGGGGGCGUUCUUCUGGGGAGGCUUGGCAGACAAGGUGGGAAGGAGACAGUCACUCCUGAUAUGCAUGUCUGUCAAUGGAUUCUUUGCCUUCCUUUCAUCAUUUGUCCAGGGCUAUGGCUUCUUCCUCUUCUGUCGCUUGUUUUCUGGAUUUGGGAUUGGUGGAGCUGUUCCAACAGUCUUCUCCUAUUUUUCCGAAGUGCUUGCUCGGGAGAAGCGAGGUGAACACUUGAGCUGGCUCUGUAUGUUUUGGAUGAUUGGUGGCAUCUAUGCUUCUGCAAUGGCUUGGGCAAUAAUUCCUCAUUAUGGCUGGAGUUUCAGCAUGGGCUCUGCCUACCAGUUCCACAGCUGGCGAGUAUUUGUGAUCGUCUGUGCGCUGCCCUGUGUCUCUUCAGUGGUAGCCCUCACCUUCAUGCCAGAAAGUCCUCGGUUCUUGCUGGAGGUUGGAAAACAUGAUGAAGCCUGGAUGAUACUCAAGCAAAUUCAUGACACAAACAUGCGUGCUCGUGGACAGCCUGAAAAAGUUUUCACAGUUAACAGAAUCAAAACUCCAAAGCAGAUAGAUGAGCUCAUAGAAAUUGAGAGUGAUACAGGAACGUGGUACAGGAGAUGUUUUGUUAGAAUCCGCACAGAGCUGUAUGCUAUUUGGUUGACAUUUAUGAGAUGUUUCAACUACCCAGUAAAGGAUAAUACCAUCAAACUUACAGCUGUGUGGUUCACCUUGUCUUUCGGAUACUAUGGCUUGUCUGUGUGGUUUCCUGAUGUCAUCAAGCAUCUGCAGUCAGAUGCGUAUGCAUCCCAAGUGAAGCAUUUCGUGAAUGAGGAGGUCUCGCAUUUUGUCUUCAACUUCACAUUGGAAAAUCAGAUCCACACAAAUGGAGAAUUCAUCAAUGACAGGUUUAUGAUGAUGAAGUUUAAAUCAGUAACCUUUGAAGAUUCCCUUUUUAAGAACUGUCUGUUUGAAGACAUCACCUCGAUGAACACGUACUUCAGGAACUGUACUUUUGUGAAUACCACCUUCUACAACACAGAUCUGGAGCAGUAUAAGUUUAUUGACAGUGACUUUAUAAAUUGCACAUUUUUCCACGUCAGGACAGGAUGCCAGAUCUCUUUUGAUGAUGACUAUAGUGCCUACUGGAUUUACUUUGUUAAUUUCCUGGGAACGCUGGCAGUGCUGCCGGGAAACAUAGUGUCUGCUCUCCUGAUGGAUAGAAUUGGCCGCUUGACAAUGCUAGGUGGUUCCAUGGUUCUUUCUGGCAUAAGCUGCUUUUUCCUGUGGUUUGGGACCAGCGAAUCCAUGAUGAUAGGAAUGCUUUGCCUCUACAACGGUCUCACCAUCUCAGCGUGGAACUCCCUUGAUGUCAUUACUGUGGAACUGUAUCCUACAGACAGAAGGGCAACAGGCUUUGGCUUUCUGAAUGCACUAUGCAAAGCAGCAGCUGUACUUGGAAACUUAAUAUUCGGUUCUCUUGUUGGCAUAACCAAAGCAAUUCCUAUUCUCCUUGCUUCCACCGUACUAGUGUGCGGAGGGCUGGUAGGACUGCGGCUUCCCGACACAAGAACCCAGGUGUUGAUGUAACUGGAAAAAGCCAUUUUAUUCUUUAUUUCCUUCUUUGUACAAAUGUCAGCUCUCCAGCCUGGUGGUGCAAAGGCUUCAGAUUCUCAACACUUAGCCAGGUGUUCAGAUGGCAGAAAUCAAACAUCAAACAAGUUUCUGUGGAGUGGCAGAGAUUUAUAAAGCUCUACCUGGAAGUUUUAAAUUUCUGUCUUUGUUUGUUUGCAUACUCUGCUAUUUAAAACAACUGCAAAGCUACCUCUUAAAACAUUUUCAGAGACAUGUCCAGGUAGUUAAAAACCAUACCAUAAGUAGAUAUUUAAAAUUCAAGCAGUCUCAUUAUUUGAAUAUAAAUACUGUAUUUGACCGUGGUGUUGUGAGCUUUUCUAAUGAUGCAAACCUGCAAAACUAUUCCUUAGCAGUACUGCUGCAGAAAAAGCUAAUCUCAAUGUGUCGAUGCAUGCAGCGUUAUCAGCAAGCUGUGUUUGACUGCAUCAGUGCUGAGUGGCUGUAUUUCAGUGGUGGAAACUUCCUGCAUUCUCAGAAAGAGGCAUGGGCAGCAGCAGUGCCUCCUUCUUAGGAAACCAUUUUACGUAGAUUUGAUCUAGAGUAAAGAUUAUUAACUGCACCUCGUACUUGCUGAGGAGAGGUUAAUGAUUGCCACAAGGAAGAACCAAGCUCAUAAAGGUGCAUGAGAAAGAUAAUAUUAAAAUAAGCACUUCCACUUUUGCCAUUGGUCCUCCAGAAAUGGUUUGUUUUCUACUCACUUGUGGGCAUCUGCAAUAUUUUUGUCAUUUUAGAACGGGGAAUUUGUCUUUCUCCAGAAGGGAAUCUAUGAAAACCACUAUUUAUGUCAUUGUAAGUAUGAAUAAAGGGAGAAUCAGGCCAGUGAACUGGAUGAAAAAUAAGAUGCUUUCGGAUAAGUUCUUUUACUGUUUAACUUGAUAUUUUAAUUCAUAUUUCAUUGUCAUAAAUGGUUAUAACAAUAAGUUGUAAUAGACUACCACCUACUUAGUAUAGUUAGGAGAAAAACUUCAGUAUAUAGUAUAAUUUAAUUAAAUAAUUAACUCUCAAAACAAAUGUGGGUUUUUUUUGAAAACAGUAGCAAAACAAAGGAAGGCAAUAAUCAAAACUCCUUAAUAAUUAUCCCACUUGAUACACUCUGUCACAUAAUCAUUUACUCAUCUGAUUUGUGAUGGUUCUGCAGAUAUCCCACAUUUAGCCCUUCCCUACAACCCUCACAAAAGCCAUGAAGAAGAGACCAUGCCAAGGCUGUGGGCAGCGCUCGUGCAUAUUUUGCUUCUAAGCCAUAUGAUGUGGACGGUUCUGGACUAUAGCAAAUGAUCUCCCUGCUAGUCCUACCUUCCUGUGAAGAACUAUUGGAUCACUUUAAAAUGUGAGCAUUAAAAAAUAAAUGAAAGAUGCAGCCAUAAAAUGAUGAGAAAGAAGAGGGAGAUUGUCUGAUGACAGAAGCUGUCACUGCUUUGAGUGCAGCUAAAAAAUUUGUAUCAGCUGAUCAGCUGCAGGCUCAAGUUUCAAAGGGCACGUCUGAUGUAAAACUUAAGGGAAGAUUUAUUGGUAUUUCUUUCCAAUUAUGUCUGACAACUUUUUCCAGGUGGCUGAAUCAUUGCCAAAUAAAUUAGACUUGCAGAUAAGAUCAUCACACAGUAACAUAUAUUUUGCACGAUUGCUUUUUCUGUCUCUUACAUGAUGAUUCCUUACUAUUGGGAAAUAAUAUCUAUCACUGUCUUCUGUGUGAGUCACAGUCUUACUAAAAGAGACAGAAAAAGAUAGUCCACAUAACAAGACCAUUCAUUACAUCUAAAGUUCAUUAUUUUAUUUACUGAACUUAAAUUUCAGUUAUGAACAAAUGCCUAUGCUAAAUUGUACUAUCAAAAUAUUAGCCAAGAAUGUUUUUUACUAUUAACAGAUGAGAAAAGUAAACUAAGAAGCAUGAAUACUGAAAAUUAGUGAGCAAUUUUUAUGUUGAUAAUUUAAAUAUUAUAUAGUAAGAAACAAAGUUUAUUUUUUAAGUAUACUGAUUUUAUGAUAUACAGUUCAUGUUUUUGAGAUAAGAUAUUCUAUAUUUAAAUCUGAUUUACUGCAUGUAAAAUGAAAAGAGAGGAGGCAUUAUUUUUCACGAGGAUUCAACUUAAGAACAAAACGCCACACUUAAUUUUGCAUCUAUGCCUGCUUAUCCUAGUAUUACUAUCCUAAUAUUAAUUUAAUUAAAUACUAUUACCCGAUGAGAAUUAUAUUUCACUAGCUCUGCUUCUCUGUGCCAGCCAUUAGUAGCAUGUGUCCACCUCCUUGUACCUACUGCCCAUCGUAUUUUGAAAUCUGAAGCCUCUGUACAUGUUUGGAGGGAACAUAAACACAACGGAAAGUUACCUGGUCUUGCUAUGCACUGUCCACUACUGUCCACUUAAAGCAGUAUAUUCUGUCCAUCUCUGUAUGUGAUACUGAAGAACAGCCAGAUCCAAUGCAUCAUGCUACGUGAGCGGUGUGGAGGGGAUGGGGCGCAGGGAAAAAAAGGUUGAGUUUUUGCAGACUCCACUUUUAGUCUAUAAUCUUAAGACUGAAGACUUUAAGACUAAAACCUUGAUGCCACAUCCUAAGUAAAUGAUGAAGGCUGGAUAUAGUGAGGCUAGCAGCAAGAGAGCUUAGGCCUGGAAUA